Molecule: messenger RNA, 714 nt
Organism: Theileria annulata
Lineage: Eukaryota; Apicomplexa; Aconoidasida; Piroplasmida; Theileriidae
Source: RefSeq, a predicted model, not a curated record
AUGGGAAAUGAACCCGAAAUAAAUUCUGAUGAUGAAUUACUGGGUUUAUUAGAUGCUUUUAGUGGCAAUUUCUCUAGUCAGUUCAACUUGGAUUCCGGUACUUUAUUGAAUGAAUAUACCAAAUAUGGAAUUUUCAAGGAUGAAAAGCCUUCUGAUUCACAAGGUGAAUUCAAUAAUUCUAGCCAAUAUUUGGAUUUUAUAUCCACGCUAAAGAACCUCUCUGAUGCCCACACAUCGCAUGAAUACAUUCGUUAUCUCUUCGUUAAGGACAAACCACAGACCUCAAACAAUAUUAAUUUCAGCAGAUCAGAGUUUUUUGAUGAUACCGUAAAGCACUAUGAAGUUUUAGUCCACAAAAAACCUUACAACAUGAUUGAUAAAUGUACUCUGCGCGAAAUUGAGGGAGUUCCUGGUGUUGCUGAUAUUGAUAAUUUGACGGUAAAGACGGUGAACUCAGUGAUAGUAAAUUCAGAUAUUCUCGAACAUAACGUUUAUAGCGAAGUCUUUCACGUAAAUUAUGGCUCUAACAACUAUGUGCAGUUGUCUGUAAUGCAUCAUUCUGUAAGAAAACUGAAAAUAAAUGAAGACAAUGAGGACCUUUUCCCCUCAACAUUUCUGGUUGAGAUAAAGUGCUUCGGAAAUCUAGAGCUUGAAUUCUACAAGAAUCGGAUAAACACAACCUCGAAAUUGCUGUAUAAAUUUGUAAAAUUUUAA